Racocetra fulgida is the source of this 1195-nucleotide messenger RNA. Lineage: Eukaryota; Fungi; Glomeromycota; Glomeromycetes; Diversisporales; Gigasporaceae. The record is from the annotation of a GenBank genome assembly.
UGUCCGUAUUAACUACUCUGUCUUCAAGAAUCUUUUGCUGCGGCAGCCAUUCCGGAAACCCUGAUACAGGGGAUAUUUUCGCCAUAGCGGCUAACUUACGAGCAGGUUCAAACAGUGUCAACAGUUGCAGCAGUUAUAAGGACAUAGAUACGACAGCGCUCCUUUCAGCUUCCUUAAGCGGCAAUAAGGAGCUCGUAGAAUUCGACUGGGACUGGCAUUCUCCCUAUCCAAAGUGGGCCCGGGUCAGACAUCAUUCUUCAUCGCGGUCGGAACUGAUGGCAAUGCUAAAAGCAUCAAGUCAAAUUGAAGAUUCGGUUAUCUUGUAUUUGGGCGCAGUAGAAAGCGUAGUCGAUCAUUCGGAAACUGCAGCCCCGCCGGAGAUGAUCGAUGCGAGUGAGUCAGCAGUUUCGGUGCUUUUCCAAAUUAACCAGCCCGGGCGGAAUUUAAUUAUUCCUUCUUUGCCUAAUAGCCAGGGCAGUGACAUAGCAACGGGCAUCAGAGAAACUAAAAAAACUGCCAAAGGCUUGAACGAAAUUUGCCGGCUCUUUAGCAGCAAGAUUCCACAUAUAUAUAAUGACAGCACCAGAAAUAGAUGGGUUACGGAAAACGCCCCCAGCAUGCCCAUAAGAGCUGUGCACAGCUAUCCAUAUUAUCAACCAUUGAUAAAGAAGAAUCAGUCCGAAAGAGAGGGGGAAAAUGAAGCAAAGGCCCAGUUGAACUGUUAUCCGGAUGAUGUCAAUGAAAGAAAACAUGGCCGAAUCAUAGCUAUUCAUGGCGGCAUAAGAAAUGUUAAGUUUUUUUUAAAAGAACAAAAAUCUACUUGGAUAGUACAGGCAGUCGGUUUUAAGCGUUUUUCCCCGGUUGAGGGUACAGAAAAGAUGGACUUUGGAUCGUCUUUUUUGUGCCCUUUACUGGAAGCAAAAUCUGAGUUUGUUAUGCCUGUAGAAAAAGGAGUCACCCUCCAUGACCAGCCGCAAGUGUUUCCGGAUGGAAUCCGCCCUCGGGGACGGGAAGGGGGUGAUGUGAGCCGAAAUCACCGGCACCGAGGGCCCGCAUCAGCUCACAACCCCGUGCGGCUACCAGCAGCUUUGGCGCGUAGAGACCGAAUUCGUUUCUGCGGUGAGCCUGAUAGUCUUCAUUUAAUUCCUGCAGCAUCCGGUCGACAUGAUACAUCAGGGCCUCACAAUCGCCUUCC